Molecule: messenger RNA, 261 nt
Organism: Aspergillus terreus NIH2624
Lineage: Eukaryota; Fungi; Ascomycota; Eurotiomycetes; Eurotiales; Aspergillaceae
Exons: 1
Coding region: 1-261 (86 amino acids)
Source: RefSeq, a predicted model, not a curated record
AUGCCUAUGCUCUUUCCUCCGGUCCUUCUUUUCACAAGCUAUGCAAAUCUCCAAGGGUUCAAAAAGGAUAGUGCCGGGAUAAGCGCUGCAUGGUCGGGUCUCUAUCUCCUACUUGCCGGCCGUCGCCGACAACAAUUCAUGAAGAAAUGGGGGGCUCGGGGUAUCGUUCGCGGCAUGACCAUGGGUCUCUGCUUGGCCAACAUGGUGGGUGGUGGUCUGGCCUAUACACUGGGGAAGAGAGAAGAGGAGGAAGAUGAGUAG